Cyanidioschyzon merolae strain 10D is the source of this 357-nucleotide messenger RNA. Its product is annotated as similar to prefoldin 2. Gene Ontology annotation, cellular component: cytoplasm; prefoldin complex. Lineage: Eukaryota; Rhodophyta; Bangiophyceae; Cyanidiales; Cyanidiaceae. Gene Ontology annotation, molecular function: protein folding chaperone. The transcript has a single exon. The coding region runs from base 1 to 357 and encodes 118 amino acids. The record is from RefSeq and is a predicted model, not a curated record. Gene Ontology annotation, biological process: protein folding.
AUGGAGUCUAGCGAGCAAGCCCAGGGCGGGUCUGGGUUCAGUCCACAGGUCGUUGCACUAGUGCGAAAAGUUGCCGAACUAGAGGCGGAGAGAGCUGAAUAUGAUUUAGUUUUGGAAACACUGGCUUCGUUGGAGCCCGAGAUCUCGCUGCACGCUGAGGCGGACGCAGAGACGCCGGUGCGGAUCCCGAGACGCUGUUGGCAACAAGUAGGGGACGUAUUGCUAGAGCGUCGGAAAGACGAGGUUCUGCCUAUGCUCGAGAGCCAGCGAGAGCGCCUCCAACACGUUAUCCACGAACUCCAGCGUCAGAUACAUGUCAUGACGGAGUCAGAUAGACCCGAGACCCGGACUCGAUAA